Messenger RNA from Diatraea saccharalis (sugarcane borer), 1986 nucleotides. NCBI's taxonomy places the organism in Eukaryota, Metazoa, Arthropoda, Insecta, Lepidoptera, Crambidae. The record is from the annotation of a GenBank genome assembly.
AUGUUCAUUAAUUUGCUAAAUGCUUUAGGUUUGCUGCGACUACAGCAGCUCUAUCAAUCCAUGCAGCCGGGUCAGACUGCGUUCCGAAUAUCUCUUGUGAAGCGAAUUAAUAACGCUUCGGACGCUAUGGAAUUCCUGUUGGCUCUGGAACAGCAUGAUCGUUGGGGGAAUAAACGUAUAGUUCUCGAUUGCAAUACUAAAAAUGCAAAAAGCAUAAUACUAGGACACGUGCGAAAGGUGCAAUUAGGGCGGAGGACAUAUCACUAUAUGUUGAGUGGAUUGGUAAUGGAUGAUCAUUGGGAAAAUGAAGUAACGGAGUACGGUGCAGUAAAUAUCACGGGAUUUCGCAUCGUCGAUCAUUCGCGUAAGAUUGUACGCGAUUUCAUGGACGGGUUGAGAAGAAUGGAUCCCAGGUUCAAAGGAACUAUAUCGACAGCUUUAAUGUAUGAUGGGGUGCAAGUACUAAUGGAUGCUUUAGGUAGGCUAUGGAGGAAAAAGCCCGACGCAUUUCGUAGCGCUUUACGGCGGGCCGCCGGUCAAGCCAAUUCCACUAAAGUCAUUGAUUGCAAUCCAGGAAAGAGCUGGGUAGUGCCAUUUGAACACGGAGAUAAGAUCUCGAGACUUAUCAAAAAGACCGACGUCGAGGGACUUACAGGAAAUAUAUCGUUCAACGAGGAAGGUCAUCGUCAUAAUUUUACAUUGCAAGUUGUUGAAAUGACCGUACAGAGUGCUAUGUUGCAAGUCGCUUCAUGGUCAGACACACAAGGCUUGACAAUUGUACAACCGAAAUAUGUCCAGCUACGUUCACCAGCGUCAUAUGACACGAAUAGAACUUAUAUAGUGACGAGCAUCCUGCAGGAACCCUACUUAAUGUUAAGAACGGAACAUAUGCCUAAUGAUGAAAACUUACACGGAUUUCUAAAAGACCUGACUGACAUCAUUGCGAAGAAAAUGGGAAUCAAAUAUGAACUUCGUCUUGUAAAAGAUGACAAAUACGGAAGCGAGACUCCGAGUGGGUGGAAUGGGAUGAUUGGUGAAAUAAUCAGAAAGGAGGCGCACAUUGCAGUAGCACCUCUAGGUAUUACUGCAGAGCGUGAAAGAGUUGUAGACUUUAGUGAACCAUUUCUAUCUAUUGAUGCUCCAGUGCCAUACAAGAGAGUACCGAAACAGUUCUCUGAUACAUUCAGCUUCUUAAAACCACUAUCAAAAGAAAUAUGGUUGUGUGUGCUAUUCAGUUUCUUUGCUGUCAGCAUAGUCCUGUUUCUGGUGUCCAGAUUCUCACCACACGAAUGGAGAUCUGUAACGAUUUCUGAUACACAACUAGAUCGUCCUAUUAGCAGUACAAACGAGAUUAUACUACACAAUGAUUUCAGCAUAUGGAACUCAUUUUGGUUUUCACUGGGAUCAUUUAUGCAACAAGGCAGCGAUGUCGUGCCGAGGAGCCGAGAGGAAGACAACCUCUGUAAAAAAUCACCCAUGGGGGAAUUGGGUGGUCUCCCAGAGCAGGGUUCGCCUGAAGAAGGCGGACAACCGGCCCGGCUAGCCGUGGGUGUUAAUCGGUCACUAUCAGGAAGAAUAGUGGGAACGGUGUGGUGGUUUUUCGCGCUCAUUCUCGUGUGUUCGUAUACGGCUAAUUUGGCCGCUUAUUUGAUCGUGGAGAGAAUAUCGGAGCCAGCUCAGACGAUCAACUAUCCACCAAACGGUGCACAAUAUGAAAGCACGCCGUUUUCUUGGAGCCACUUAGUAAAAGAAUCGAUGAUUAUGGGCGAUGAUGAGAUCGCAUCCGACUUCGGUGCCAAUAGUAAAGAUCGAUUUGCGUGCGAUUCAGUUUCGCGCAUUUGCCACUAUAAACACAUAAAUUUCGCUAUUGCCACUGCCAAAGGAUCGCCUUUGAGUACUUUACCGCCAACACUCAGAUCUCCCAGGAGGAUGCUGUACACGCCAACUUUACUCAUGUCUGAUCCGCGGAAAAGGGCGGCGGCGUAG